Polypterus senegalus (gray bichir) is the source of this 2510-nucleotide messenger RNA. RefSeq names its product cytidine monophosphate (UMP-CMP) kinase 2, mitochondrial (gene cmpk2). Gene Ontology annotation, molecular function: ATP binding; dTMP kinase activity. The record is from RefSeq and is a predicted model, not a curated record. The transcript has 5 exons. Bases 98 to 1360 code for a protein of 420 amino acids. Gene Ontology annotation, cellular component: mitochondrion; cytoplasm. Gene Ontology annotation, biological process: dUDP biosynthetic process; dTDP biosynthetic process; dTTP biosynthetic process. Lineage: Eukaryota; Metazoa; Chordata; Cladistia; Polypteriformes; Polypteridae.
CGCAAAAUAACGUCGGUUUUGUUUAUCUGACGUUCAGGGGCAAGUUCCAGUUAUAAAACUGCCACGAACACCACACUGGCCAUUAACUGUAGCUGCGAUGGCUCGGAACUUAGCUAGACAGCUUGCAUUAUGGAGCGCUCGAGUUUUCGCCGCUUAUUCUGACAGGGCAGAGCCAUUAUACUUUGCUUUAAGUGCAGAGCGCCCCGUCUACCAGGAAAAUGCAUUUCUGUCUUUGCGAAGGAUAUUUUCCAAUGCCAACGUAUAUUCCAUCCAUAUCACAACAGAGAAUAGAUUUUUAAAGGAAACAAUCCAUUCUAAGCUGCAAACACAAUUCUCGUCUCUGUUACAGGAGAACUGCGUGUUGAUUCAGCUUGUUUCUUUUCUUCCAAAUCAGAACCGUUCAGUGAUCCCUGGUUUUAUAGUCCAAGACUUCCAAAGAAACGAAGAGACUGAAAUUACAUUGAAGGAUAUGGCUAAAAGCAAUGAAUGUCUGCUGUGCUCGUAUAAGAAAUCAGAAGGUGCCGAUCUGUGGCAACAGUCCAUUUGGUGCGCGACGGAGGGCGCAGAAGUGGAGGGCAGCACGCACUACAUCAUCCCCUCAGCAAAACCUGCCGCCCACGUUUCAGUACUGAAUGUCGAUUCGGUGGUCUUUCACUGUUUUGAAGACGCGUAUGCAGCUUUGCAGGAGUGCAAAGAAUGUAUUCCUGAGGCAAAAGAAAUCUUGCAUUUAGCAGACCAAAGCCCAAGGCACAUGCAGAGAAGUAAUUUUCCAGUGAUUGUCAUAGAAGGACUGGAUGCAACAGGAAAAACUACUCUGACUAAAUCACUACAAGAAACUCUUAAAGGAACUCUCUUAAGAUCUCCACCACCACAGCUUUCACAUUGGAGGGAUCAAUUUGAUUCUCAGCCAGCUGUCAUCAGAAGGGCUUUUUAUACCUUGGGUAAUUAUAUCACAGCAGCCGCAAUAGCUAGAGAAUCAGAAAAAGCACCUGUUAUAGUGGACCGAUACUGGCCCAGCACUACAGCUUAUGCGAUUGCUACUCAAGUGGUUGGAGAGAAGGAUAACUUACCCAGCCUAUAUUCCAAGGUAUACCAAUGGCCAACUGAUCUGUUAAAACCAGACCUAGUGGUGGUACUAAUGGUUAGUCCUGAGGAACGGAUACGCAGAUUACAGGAGAGGGGACAAGUAAAGACACAGGAAGAAAAAGAACUGGAAGAAAAUAAUCUCUUUAGAGAAAAGGUUGAUGAAGUCUACAAGAGAAUAGAAGACUCCAUUUGUAAAAUAAUAGAUGCUAACUGUCCAAAAGAAGAAGUUCUUCAACAGGUUUUGCAUUUAAUUUCCCAGUAUUGCAGACUUUAACGUAGGAGUUCUUUUGACCACUUGAUGGCGCUAAAGAUCUGUCAACAGUUAACUGGAGCGCACUUGUUUACUACUACAAUACCUUGAAUUAAACAUGAAUGUUUCAUUCAGUAGGAAGACACAGAGAUUAAAAAGCCUUGUGCGUUUCAAGAGAUUCAAUUACAGUACUUCUUUAUAUGCAGAUUUUAGUAUUGUAUUAAAUAUUUAGAUAGCUCUGUAUGCUAGUAAUGUUUUUUCAAAAUCACUGAAGGUUGCAAACGUUAUCAGUUAGGAAAUACUAUUCCUAAAAGUCAAUUAAAAUGAAUAAUAUUAUAAUGUAAAUAAAUAUUUAAUUUUCCAAGUCUGAAUUAUCACUUUAAAUGUACUGUAUAUAGAUAGAAAGAGAACUUUCACUGAGAAUGAGUUGAAUUGUUAUGCUACAGAGUAUUGUUGUUAUUAAUAUCAACUAAGUAUUUUAAUAUUAAUCCAUGCAAACAGAAUAUAAAGUUACGUAAUUAUUUAAAAAUACCACCAAACAAGCAUCCAUAAACCAGCAUCUUCAACAAGGAAUGAUUUUGUUGGUCUAUUAAAUGUUUAUUUUACACAUCUGGUUUCAUUAGACCUAUUUUAUAAAUUCCUAUAAUAACUGUAAGUAAAAUAAGAAUUUCAUUCUUACAUUUUUAAUUGAAAGUUCUUAAAAAGGAUCCUGUUUAUUAUAUUGAUCCCUCCUCAGCAAUGAGUAAAUUACUUUUUGUAUUUUUGAAAAACAAGACACUCUUGUUUUUAAAGCUUAUAGUGAUGAGCGGAGGCUUUGCUCUCAACAUGUGGGAGCAGUUGGAUGGGUAAUUUCAGAGGUUCAAAGGUGCAAAAUGGCAUGCAAUCCCAGAGUUUUCAAAGAGAAUAAUUGUGUAAAUGACAAUUUAUUUUCUAAAAGACAUGCUUUUAUCAAUGAAUUGAGUUUUUCUUUUUUUAUCUUGCCAAGAAAAGUCAUUUAUUUUCUAAAAUGUAUUUUCCAGAUGGCAUAGAACUUCUGUUAUGCAGGUGUAAUUUUUGUGCUUUGCAUACUGGAAAUUCAUAUUAUGCUGUAAUCACCUAGUGUCGUUUUCGAAAACCUAGUGUUUUCUUCAAUUUUUUUGUAUUUAAUAAAAUAAAUCAAAUUAAAUUUGUUGAC